GUUCUCGGGCGCACUUCGACAGCUGAUAUCGCUGGCCGAGAGUGUGGUCAGUACGGAGUAACCGUUCUCCGGUAGUGCAAGUGCGUUUCUGUCUCGCCCCAACCGUAGGCGAUGUGGCAAGUUCUUGGAUGGACGGCGUUUUUCGCCGCGAUGAUCAACAGCUGCCACGGUGGUCAUCUUCGGUUCCCGUACGGUGACACCAACUUCAGUCUGAACGUUUACAAGGCCGCCUUCGAUUCGGAGCGUAAUGUGAUUGUAGCACCGUUUGUGUUGCGCAACAGUAUCGUAAUGUUGUAUGCGAUUGCAACGGGUGCGACACAGGAACGACUGCGAGAGGUUUUCGCGUUACCGGAAAAUUUCACCGAGUUUUUAACCAAUCAGAAGGAACUGCACUACAUGCUCGGUGGGGAAGGCGAUGGGUUUCGGAUGAGGAACCGGAUUGUCGUGAACGGUUUCCGAGAUGUCGAUGUGCACAUGAGGGAUGUGAUGAAGGAAGAUCUGGACACCACCAUCGUGUACUUCGACUUCGGUCAGCGGGAGGGAGUGGUUCGCCGGGUGAAUCAUUUCGCUAACUUCAACACCAAUCGGGUCGUGAGUGAAUUGGUCAGUUUGGAUUACAUUCCGAAGCACCUGCAGAUGGCGCAAAUUUGUGCGGCAUCGUUUAAGCCACCGUUUGCGAAUGCCUUCAAUCCGAAUGAUACGAGUCCGCGGGAAUUUUGGAGUGGAAUGAUCGAGAAACUGUACUCGACCAUAACGAUGUUCAAGCGAGGAGAUUUCCGCUUUUCUCGAAUACCGGAACUGGAGAUUGAGGUGCUGGAGUUGCCGUUUGUGAAAUCCAGCGAUGCUGUCAUGUGGAUUAUGCUUCCGGAUAGGGACGCCUCGCUGGAGACGAUCAUGAAAGCACUGGAACCGGGACAUUUCGAUGCAAUUCAGGCACAUUUUUCUAUGAAACGUGCCGAGAUUACGGUGCCGUUGUUUACCAUAGAGUCGGAGUUCAAUGCAACGGAUUUCCUGAAGCACACGAUGGGACUUGAUGUGUUGUUUAAGCUGCGGGAACUGCGGGUGUUCGAGGAUCUGGACUCCUCGCUGGACACUGUGAUACAUCGGGCGGGUAUUCAUUUUUACGAAAAAACGGCAGACGCCGGCGGUGCUACGAUGGUUCGGAGUUUUCGGAAACGAAGUGCCGUCUACCAGUAUGUGGUGGCCCGAUCGUACCUAUUUGUGAUCGUGAAGAAAACCAAUAAACAGAUUCUGUUCAUGGGCCAUCUGUACAAACCGGACAACUUGGUUGAAGUUUAAAAUAGAUGAACGAGAGAUAUUUUCAAAA
Molecule: messenger RNA, 1327 nt
Organism: Malaya genurostris
Lineage: Eukaryota; Metazoa; Arthropoda; Insecta; Diptera; Culicidae
Product: serine protease inhibitor A3N-like
Exons: 2
Coding region: 112-1299 (395 amino acids)
Molecular function (GO): serine-type endopeptidase inhibitor activity
Source: RefSeq, a predicted model, not a curated record